CGCGGCGGAACGGUCCGUCGCCAUUGGCUGAGCGCCCUGAGAGGAAAAGGCCCAGCGCUGCUUCUGCUCGUACUGCCGGAGAUCCAUCAACCAGCUCUGAAGACCCACAGCAGCUCGGAGAUACGGGGCGCGAGAGACGACUGAAACAGGGGGUCAGGAUGGACGUGUUCAUGAAGGGGCUUUCCAAGGCGAAAGAAGGGAUGGCGGUGGCCGCGGAAAAGACCAAGGAGGGCGUCGCGGUUGCGGCCGAGAAGACCAAGGAAGGCGUGAUGUUCGUGGGCAGCAAGACCAAAGACAGCGUGGCGACAGUGGCUGAGAAGACGAAGGAGCAGGCGUCUCAGCUCGGCGGGGUCGUGUUGACCGGGGCUGGAAACAUCGCGGCAGCAACCGGCUUCGUGAAGAAGGACGAGUUCCCCUCUGACAUGAACCCUGAGGAGUUUGGUCAGGAGGCCACUGAGGAGCAGAUGGGGGAGGCAAUGAUGGACCCAGAGGGAGAGGCAUACAACGAGAAUCAGCAGGAGAGCCAGGAUUACGAGCCGGAGGCGUAAAGUAUCCAUUCCAAACCAAUGUCCAACCAGCAGCACAAUAAUGUUUCUAACAAUAAUAAGGACAAACGCUGAACUCAUCACAAUAACUCCUGUUGCAAAAAAAAAAACAGCAAAAAACUAAAAAAAAAAUUACAGUUAUUCCUGCCGAUAAAAGUUCUUCCUAUCAGAUAUAUAUAUAAAUAUAAAUAUUCUUUUAAUAUGAUCUAUUGUAAAUGUCCUGUUCUGGCUGUACUGUGGUGGGUGUAGUUCUCUUUACUGACUGCAGGGGGCAGCGCCGUCUCGUUUCCUUGAUUCCCUCCCAACGAAACGAGACUCCUCCCCCUCCGUGGCUCUUCGUGCCUGUGUGUGUGUGUGUGUGUGUGUGUGUGUGUGCGUGUGUGUUUGUGUAGUAGAUGUUUCUGAUCUUCCAAUGCCAAUAUUGGGGGUGAACAAGAAAAAAAAGCAGAUAUUGGAGUAAACGUAUCCGAGAACGAUGAUAUUCUAUAGAGCUGUGUACGAUGCCUGUUUGUGGGACUUUAUUUAUUUACUUUUUCAUUCAAUAUUGAAGCUAAAGUUGUUAUUUUAAUGUUUUUCAAGUAAGAGUUUUAUACAUUGUAACUUUAUAGUUGCUUGUGAUAUCAUUCCAGUGGAUCUCUCUGUUAGAAAUGGGCAGUUUGUAUCUGUUUGUGCGUUUGUGUGCGUUUGUGUACCGGAGAUUUUAAAGUCAGUGUAAAUGUGUCUUGAAAUGUUUAUGGGUAUCAGAUUAGUGCUUUACAAUGCUGGAAAUGUCGAUAUACAGGUUUCUGUGUCACGCAAGACAAGCAAGUCCUCUGUAAAUAAAGAAAUAAAAAACUAAAAAACC
Molecule: messenger RNA, 1389 nt
Organism: Astyanax mexicanus (Mexican tetra)
Lineage: Eukaryota; Metazoa; Chordata; Actinopteri; Characiformes; Acestrorhamphidae
Product: synuclein, beta
Exons: 6
Coding region: 159-548 (129 amino acids)
Biological process (GO): chemical synaptic transmission; synaptic vesicle endocytosis; synapse organization
Cellular component (GO): neuronal cell body; cytoplasm; axon terminus
Molecular function (GO): cuprous ion binding
Source: RefSeq, a predicted model, not a curated record